ACCCUUUUAUACCCAUUCGUGUAGGGGUGACUUCAAAUUUCUAAUAAUACCCUUUUGUCAAUGGCUCGCCUUGUCGUUCACAAUGACCCUGCAAUUUUCAACUCUGCCUCUUCCUCUUCCUCCUCAUUCUCCUCCUCCUCCUCCUCCUCGUCGGUUGAGAUCGAUCAGGCAGGGGCGGCGAUUGCGAUUCACUCGAACCGGAAACGGGCGAAGCGGCCCAGGGAAACUAGCAAUGGAAACAGCAAGCACCCGGUUUUCCGUGGGGUCCGAAUGAGGGCAUGGGGAAAAUGGGUUUCCGAAAUUCGCGAGCCCCGAAAGAAGAGCAGGAUCUGGCUCGGCACUUUCUCCACCCCUGAAAUGGCCGCACGUGCCCACGACGUCGCCGCUUUAACUAUCAAAGGCAACUCCGCCAUUCUCAACUUUCCCCAACUUGCCCAUCAGUUCCCUCGACCCGCUUCCAACUCCCCCCGCGACGUCCAGGCCGCCGCCGCCAAAGCUGCCUCCAUGGAACUCCCCACCCCUCCCCCGCCGACGCCCUCCUCAUCCUCCUCCUCCUCCUCCUCUUCCUCUUCCUCUUCCGGUUUGUGUCCGUCGACGCCGGAGGAAUUGAGCGAAAUCGUGGAGCUUCCUAGCUUGGGGACGAGUUACGAAACAACCGAAUUGGGGAAAGAGUUCGUAUUCGCUGACUCAUUGGAAGGUUGGCUUUAUUCAUACCCAUGGUACAACAGAGUGAGCAAUGUAGAAGAAGAAGAAGAAGAAGAUUACAGGUUGUUCGGAGACCAGAUUUUAAUGGCGGAUUAUACACACACUUGGAUUCCAACUACCACACCCUUCGAAACUUUCUCGUGGCCACAUUAAACAAAAUCAGCCUCACCUCCAUUCUUCUUCCCCCAAAUCUAAAUUUUGCUUGUAAAACUAAACAUUUUCUUCCAAACCUCUGUUCUUUUUUUUUUUUUUUUAAUUAAAAACAAAAAAACAAAACAAAAAAACCAUUUAGUGUUUUGUUAAUAAUAAUAAUAAUGUAAGGAUUUGGGGUUUGAGGCGGAAUUGAAUUAAUCAUCAAUUUCGCCUCCCUCUGUUCAUAUAAAUUUGUGUGUAAUCUCUGUUUACGCUCUAAUUCAUCAAUUUCUCUC
This is a messenger RNA of Cucurbita maxima (winter squash), 1133 nucleotides long. RefSeq names its product ethylene-responsive transcription factor TINY-like. Gene Ontology annotation, molecular function: DNA-binding transcription factor activity; DNA binding. The record is from RefSeq and is a predicted model, not a curated record. Gene Ontology annotation, biological process: regulation of DNA-templated transcription. The transcript has 2 exons. Lineage: Eukaryota; Viridiplantae; Streptophyta; Magnoliopsida; Cucurbitales; Cucurbitaceae. The coding region runs from base 61 to 858 and encodes 265 amino acids.